Messenger RNA from Hevea brasiliensis (rubber tree), 666 nucleotides. RefSeq lists its product as uncharacterized. The record is from RefSeq and is a predicted model, not a curated record. Bases 1 to 666 code for a protein of 221 amino acids. NCBI's taxonomy places the organism in Eukaryota, Viridiplantae, Streptophyta, Magnoliopsida, Malpighiales, Euphorbiaceae. The transcript is spliced from 2 exons.
AUGGACCAAUUGGCCACUUACAACAAAUUGCUUGAGAAUCAGAUUGCUCAGCAAGCCAGUUCUUCAAGUAAAGUCAUUGGUAAACUACCUAGUCAAUCAGAGAUGAACCCAAAGCAGCAAUGCAAGGCAGUUAUCUUGAGGAGUGGUAGGAUACUAGAAGACCAAAGGCCAGAAAUAAAUCAGAAGAUAACAGAAGCAGCCCAUGAUGAAAUAGAGACUCAAGCAAAAAGAGAGGAAACACUAGCUAAUAAAGAAGCUCUAUCUCAAAUGCCAUCAUAUGCUAAGUUCUUAAAAGAAAUAUUUUCAAACGAAAGGAAGCUUGAUGACUAUGAGAUAGCGGCUCUCACAAAUGAAUGCAAUGCAAUCUUGCAGAACAAACUACCUCCAAAGCUAAAAGACCAUGGAAGCUUCUCAAUACCUUGUCUUAUUGGCAACAUCAAUAUUGACAAGGCCUUUUAUGACUUGGGAGCAAGUGUUAGUCUGAUGCCCCUAUCUAUCUGUCAAAAGCUGAAUGUUGGAGAGCUCAAAUUGACUACAAUCUCUUUGCAACUAGUUGAUAGAUCUGUCAAAUACCCGAUAGGAAUUCUAAAGAACAUCCCCCUAAAGGUUGGCAAAUUCUUUAUACCAGUUGACUUUGUUAUUCUAGAGAUGGAGGAGGAUGUUUGA